AUGCCCUCCGUGAGGAGAGAGCCAGCCACCCGCAACAGGGUAAUAAGUCUGGCAAGUCUUCUACCACCCCCGACCGGGGGGGCAAGUACCAGCCAGCAGGCCACCAAAACCGGUCCCCUCUCCUCCAAUCCCAACUACGUCUUGGAGGAAGAAUGCAACCGCCGCCGCGCAGAAGGUCUCUGUGUCAAAUGCAGCAAAUCAGGGCAUAAAUUUGCCAAAUGCAGGACUGGAUGGAAGGCUACCCCAAAAGAGGAUAAGGGGAAGGCCAAGGAAACCGCCAAAACUGGCAAGGACUCUGAGUACCAAUUGGGAAAUGAGUAA
Rhizoctonia solani is the source of this 321-nucleotide messenger RNA. RefSeq names its product Retrotransposon-derived protein PEG10. The record is from RefSeq and is a predicted model, not a curated record. Gene Ontology annotation, molecular function: zinc ion binding; nucleic acid binding. The transcript has a single exon. NCBI's taxonomy places the organism in Eukaryota, Fungi, Basidiomycota, Agaricomycetes, Cantharellales, Ceratobasidiaceae. Bases 1 to 321 code for a protein of 106 amino acids.